GGAAAGUCAAGAUGUCGCUAUCUCUUUCCAGUUUCUUGUCGGUAAUUAUCCCAUGCGGUUCACCGUAAUCUUCCUUCUCAAACUUGGUAUCUACUGAAAUGUACAAAGGAUCAAAAUUACAAACCCAACACCUACUGCUUCCUCCCCCAGCCACAGCACACGCGCACCGGACCACUCCUCGCUCCGUGGUGCCAUUAGACAUCACAGAAUCAGACGACGGAACUCACAGACGGGCCGCUGUGAUACAAAAGUGACGUCCAGCCACUCGAGAUGAUUGGAUUUUGGAUAUUGCCUGCCACUCCUACCCCGCUCAAUCCUGGGUUACACCAUGCCUCAGCCAGACGGUUCCAGGUCUCGAGAAGCCGUUGGACAUAGUAACUACUCACAACAGAGGAAGAAAAGCAGGAGGUGCAGGCGAGAAAGGCGGAGGUGAGCGGUGGCUCCCUGUCUAGACCGUCCACUUGCUGCAAGGCAAACCGGGGAGGGGAAGUGGCACAACAGGAGGUCAAGGCUUGGGCAUCUCCCCUCAAAAAGAUGAUAUCGAGUUAAGGACACUGCAUGGGGAAGGAGGGUGAACUACCACCAAGACCCUGACAGUCUAACAAGCAGUAACAAUACCUGCUGCUUUAUGUUGUGGUUCCCAUUUCUGCCACAUAAAGGGGACUCCCGUCUCUCCCACUCGUUAUAUAUCUGCUUCUUCUCCUCGUGGCACCUGGAGAGAACACUCAUCCUCGUUUCAAAGACUUGUCCAGACACACGAGUAAAGAGCAACCUAUAACACUCGAAGAGUACAGCAUCAACUGCUGAUCAAGCAAAGAACACUCAACCACAAGUAGAGCAUCUCCUCUCAAACAAACAAACCCCCAAAACAACCACCAAAAUGGUCGUCCGCAUCCCUGCCGCCGGCAUGACCGAGUACAUCUUCUUCGGCGCUGCCGGCGUCGGCACGCUCGCCCCGCUCGCCAUGGGUAUCCCCGGUGCCGAAGAGCGCGUGGCUCGGGCGACGGCCAAGUGGGCUCCCCGAUGGGAGCGCAACAUCAACUACUUUACGAACCACGUACCUGUCGAGCGCGGCAUCCAGCGCAUCACACCUCCCGUUGAACGCGCCGUUCAUCGCGUCGAGCACGACUUGCCUCUCGAGAAAGCGGCUGUGGCUACGAGCCAUGUCGCGGAGAAGAGCAUGAAGCCGUUGGAGAUGAUCAAGCACAAUUGGACUAUGGAGUGAGCGUUUCAGAUGUAAUCAGGGGGACGGACUAAGGGCUGGACAAUGGAUAUGGAUGGAUGGACGGUUUGUAACACGGCAUAGCCGGAGUUUUUGGAAGGGAAGGUCGUUUUUGUCAUGGGUUAUGGAUCGGGAUCGGAUCGGGACGGGAUUGACGGAACGGCGAACAAUGUCUUGGUUUCUCCUAGCAUGGGUAACAACAACAAAGGUUACUGUUGGUGGUUUGACCAUGAUGCCUUUGUCCAAAGUGGCGAUUACCACUUCUUGUUCAUGGCAGCAGCAGUCAGUGGUCCAGUGGACAGCGUUGACUAACAAACCUAUACAUAUAUCCGGCCCAAUAUGAUAUCCUCGAGUCACUC
This is a messenger RNA of Neurospora crassa OR74A, 1581 nucleotides long. RefSeq lists its product as hypothetical. NCBI's taxonomy places the organism in Eukaryota, Fungi, Ascomycota, Sordariomycetes, Sordariales, Sordariaceae. The record is from RefSeq and is a predicted model, not a curated record. The transcript has 2 exons. The coding region runs from base 881 to 1225 and encodes 114 amino acids.